Molecule: messenger RNA, 156 nt
Organism: Dovyalis caffra
Lineage: Eukaryota; Viridiplantae; Streptophyta; Magnoliopsida; Malpighiales; Salicaceae
Source: the annotation of a GenBank genome assembly
AUGAAGGAUCGAUGUGAUGGCAAGAUUAAGAUGGAGAGCUUUCCAAGUUUGAGAGAAAAAGCAAAGAAAGAAAGAAGACAAGAAAUAACCGUUGUAGGCGUGGCUUUGGCUGGAUGCCAGGCUGACCCUUUGAGUCCUACCCUACUCAAUGGCUAA